CAGGAAGCUUCCUGCCAAAGUGAAGUGAGCGGUCACUUCACUUUCGACCUACCAUGUGAAUCUGUACUGUUACGAAUCCAUGAAGGCAUUGUCCGAUUGAUCAUUUCCUUUGCCAGGAAGUCUCUUCUCGCCCAUUCGGCCACUCUUCUCACAUCCUUGCGCUCCUUCCCCUUGAAUCAAAGUCGUUUCUGCAAGCAGAUCGCCAGAGCAGAGCCACCGAUGUCGGGGCUGGUGCUUGCAUCUCUCUCCAUCGGUACAGCAUGGGAGAAGCUCUCCUCCUUCCUCCAGGUCUUUGCGGCGCCCUCCAUGGCGCCCUUGUCGUCGUCAUUCUUGGCCAUGGACCUGGAGGUGCUAAGGAAGCUGGAGAGAACCAUGCGCCGAAUCCUGGCAACUCUGCGUGACGCCGAGGAGCACUGGAACAUCCAGGAGGAGUCCACCAAGCUGCGGCUAAGGGAGCUCAAGGAGGUGGCGCAUGAAAUCGAGUACGUUGUCAAGGAAUUUGGGUAUGAGACUGACCGGCGUAAGAUGGGGGCUCUCAAGAAAUGUACCUGUAUUCACCAUGGCACCAAGCGCAAGCGCGAGGAGGAAAACGUAAGCCAUUCAGAGGAUACUGGUGUGGUAGAAGUUCCAUCUGAGUUCAAUUCUCGAGUAAUGAAAAUAAAAGAGAGAUUAAAGGAGAUCAUGCAUUUUUCCAACCAUUUCAGUUUGUCAGAGGAUGACGGAGAGAGAUGGUUCACUCCUGACAUCAUUAGUUUGCGGCAAACAAGCUCCUUUGUAUUUGAUGAGAAUAGGAUUUUUGGGCGAGAUAAAGAUAAAGACCUAAUUGUUGAGAAACUGCUGUCCGGAGAACAGAGAUAUGGUGGAACUCAUGUUCCUGUCAUGGCGAUUGUUGGUAUGGAAGGAUUAGGGAAGACAACGCUUGCACAACUUGUGUUUAACGACCUCAGAAUGCGCCAGUCAUUUGACAAUCACGUUUGGGUAUAUGUGUCUGAGCGUUUUGAUAUCAAUACAAUAACAAGGAACAUCAUCAAUUCAUUAACCAACAGAACAUGCCACUUCACAGAGCUUGCUGAUCUUCAGGAGAAAUUGGCAGACGAAGUUAAGGAUAAGGUAGUUUUACUUGUUUUGGAUGAUGUAUGGAAUGAGCGAGCAGACUGCUGGGAGUUGCUGUGUACACCUAUGUUAAGCGCAAGGAUUUGUCAGAUCAUAUUAACCACUAGGAGCGAAGAAGUUGCCAGGCUAGUCCAGACAAUGCCUUCUCAUCGUCCAAGUUGCUUAAGUUUUGACGAGGGCUGGUCAAUGUUCAAGCAAGUAGCAUUUCCAGGUAAAAAAGAGUUUGACAAUCCGACAAAUCUGAUAAAAAUUGGUAAGAGCAUUGUUCAAAAGUGCAAGGGGUUGCCACUAACAAUUAUGAAAUUAGGAAGCAUGUUAUGCUACGAAACUGAUGAAAAUAUAUGGGACGAUGUCUUAGAAAAUGGGUUUUGUAGCUUGAAAGAAUCACAUCACGAGAAUUCGCCAGCAUUAGAUUUUAGUUGAAAACUCAUGACCAUAUAAUAAGGUGAUCCUGUUUUCUUUCCCUAUUUCUAUCAGCAGAUGUUACUUCGCUGUGCAAGAUUUUGGUGAGUAGGUUGUGACAAGUAUUUGCGUUGCUUCACUUUGUAAGAUUGCACAUCACUCUCAGGGAAAUGAUAACAAGUGUAAAAGUUUAGAGAAUUCCUUAUUUGUCUCUGAAAAUAAUCAUGGUUCCCUCCGGC
Molecule: messenger RNA, 1754 nt
Organism: Panicum virgatum (switchgrass)
Lineage: Eukaryota; Viridiplantae; Streptophyta; Magnoliopsida; Poales; Poaceae
Product: putative disease resistance protein RGA4
Exons: 2
Coding region: 220-1536 (438 amino acids)
Biological process (GO): defense response to other organism
Molecular function (GO): ADP binding
Source: RefSeq, a predicted model, not a curated record